Messenger RNA from Anolis carolinensis (green anole), 7096 nucleotides. It is a transcript of the gene esrrb, whose product is annotated as estrogen related receptor beta. The transcript has 7 exons. The record is from RefSeq and is a predicted model, not a curated record. Gene Ontology annotation, molecular function: nuclear steroid receptor activity; steroid binding; nuclear receptor activity. Gene Ontology annotation, cellular component: chromatin; nucleus. Gene Ontology annotation, biological process: nuclear receptor-mediated steroid hormone signaling pathway; regulation of transcription by RNA polymerase II. NCBI's taxonomy places the organism in Eukaryota, Metazoa, Chordata, Lepidosauria, Squamata, Anolidae. Bases 730 to 2211 code for a protein of 493 amino acids.
GUUUAUUUUGUCUGUCAAGAUAACACUUGUGAGCUGGGCUGCUGGAGACGAGGAUCUGUUAGGAAAAGUAUGCCUGCUUGAAGUGCAACGUACUGUAGAAUAAUAUCUUUGCCAUGUUUGUAAUUGCAAAUGUAAUUAGCAAACAAGCUCUAGGGAUUAAGGACUUGAAACUUUCACUGCACAUGACUUGACCUUAUGUUAGCCAAAUAGGAGUAGCCGGCACUAUUUAACCCAAGCCAGUCCUACAUUUUUUCCUUGGUGUGUUUGAGGCUCCUAGAUUUCUUCUGCUUAGUGAUGAUCCUGCUGCUGUGCUCAGGUUUUUUUUGUGCUUUGAAGUUCAUGAAGAAGGUGCUAACACCUAUCCGUGUGCUGAACAUUUGGGUGCUCAUCUGCACCGCUAGCAACAUGGUUAUUGAUUGGUCUUUUUGUGUAGGCAAAUUACAAAAAGCAGACUGUUGAUCACACAACUUGUUCUGUCCUUUGUGAUGGAUUUCCCUUUCUUUCCCUUACUCCUACUAUGUCCACUUUGGUUUCCUCAAAUGCUCCCACUUCUCACUCAAGAAGAAAUGUUCAUUUUUAUUUUUUGGCUCCUCUCAGACUUCAUGAUAAUUUUAUCAACCUGCUCUAGAUAUGUUUGACCCAUGAGUAUCUUGAACAUAAUAGACACAGAAUCCAUUCAGAAAAUCAGACUUUGUGUGAGUGUUAUUCAAGAUUUUUCCUGUCUUUCUCAUGCAAAUGCAAUCAUGCUACAGGUUCAUUUAUGUCCCUUUUAUGUUCAGUAUUUCAGUUGCAGUAACAUGCCAUGACCAAGCUGUUUUUGUUUUGUUUUUUAGUGUGAAAGGGAAUGGAUUGAGAAUAGAGAGAGGCGGCGUAUCUUGCCCGAUUCUGCACUGCCGGCUGUUAGGCAGAAUGUCCACGGAUGAGCGGCACCUCACCUCCAGCUGUGGGUCCUUCAUCAAGACUGAGCCAUCCAGCCCAUCCUCAGGCAUUGAUGCCAUCAGUCACCACAGUCCCAGCGGUUCAUCUGAUGCCAGCGGUGGUUACGGCCUCACUAUGGGUGGCCACCCCAAUGGCCUGGACUCACCACCCAUGUUCAACAGUGCAGGGAUUGGGGGUGGGCCCUGUCGCAAGCGGUACGAGGACUGCGCCAGCGCCAUCAUGGAAGACUCACCCACCAAGUGUGAGUACAUGCUCAACGCCAUUCCCAAGAGGCUGUGCCUAGUGUGCGGGGACAUUGCAUCGGGAUACCACUAUGGAGUGGCCUCCUGCGAAGCAUGCAAAGCCUUCUUCAAGAGAACAAUUCAAGGGAACAUUGAAUACAGCUGCCCAGCUACCAAUGAGUGUGAAAUCACAAAACGGAGGCGCAAAUCCUGUCAGGCAUGUCGCUUUAUGAAAUGCCUCAAAGUGGGAAUGCUGAAAGAAGGAGUGCGUUUGGAUCGAGUUCGUGGUGGCCGCCAAAAGUACAAAAGAAGACUGGACUCCGAGAACAGCACUUAUCUGAGCUUACAAAUCCCCCCUCCAGCCAAAAAGCCAUUGACUAAGAUUGUCUCACACUUACUGGUGGCAGAGCCAGAGAAAAUUUAUGCCAUGCCUGACCCUACUAUGCCGGAGAGUGACAUCAAAGCACUGACCACACUUUGUGACUUGGCAGACAGAGAGCUGGUGGUGAUUAUUGGCUGGGCAAAGCACAUCCCAGGCUUCUCUAAUCUUUCCUUGGGGGACCAGAUGAGCUUAUUGCAGAGUGCCUGGAUGGAGAUUCUCAUUUUGGGUAUUGUAUAUCGUUCAUUACCCUACGAGGAUAAAUUGGUCUAUGCUGAAGACUACAUCAUGGAUGAAGAACACUCACGCUUGACAGGGCUGCUGGAGCUCUACCUGGCCAUCCUGCAGCUGGUCCGCAGGUACAAGAAGCUCAAGGUGGAGAAGGAAGAGUUUGUCACACUCAAAGCCCUUGCUCUUGCUAAUUCAGAUUCAAUGCACAUAGAGGACAUGGAGGCUGUGCAGAAACUCCAAGACCUUCUCCAUGAAGCCCUUCAGGACUACGAGCUAAGUCAACGUCACGAGGAGCCACGGCGUGCAGGAAAGCUGCUGCUGACCCUGCCUCUCCUGCGGCAAACAGCCGCCAAGGCUGUGCAGCACUUCUACAGCAUUAAACUGCAGGGCAAAGUCCCCAUGCACAAACUCUUCCUAGAAAUGCUGGAGGCCAAGGUCUGACAGGCCCACGGUGCUUGGAAAGCAAACUGGGGACAGAGACUGGGCUGUGGAACAAACCAAACUGAGCUGGCUGGCAGCUGGCCUUUAUCUCCAACCAUUUAUUAUGGGGGAAGAAUUAUUUAACGUCCACCUGGCUACUCGCCAACCCUUUACGUCCAUCUGAAAAUUAUUGUGUACAGAGAGGGAAACUCUUUUAAUCAACAUCUUUUUGGGGGGUUGUUUUGCUUUUGGGGGUGGUUUUCUUUUCUUGCACUUGCAGAGGAAGCCAAGGGAAAAAUUGGGAACCCCUGAGCAGUGAUGCUCUUUGCACUAGCCAGGGCAGCUGAUUCUUUUCUCUGUCUGCCUUUUAAAGAAGGGACGAGGGGACUUGAAGCAGGGAAUGCUUGAAAAACAAGGGUCUAUAACCUUCAUGAGAGGAGUUGCCAUCUGUGAGUUUGCAGCUUAACACACAAAUACACCAGGGUUUUCUCUCCAAAUCAUGACCUUAAGGGAUGGUGCUUGUUUGGAGAGGAGCACCAUGAGAUCUCUAAAAUGUCUGUAUCUUAUUCUCAAACUACUUGCAACAUUAUGUACAUACCAACCCUACUGCUUCAUAAUGGGAAAGACAGACCUGACUAUGUAAGAUAUUCUGUUACCAUGAACAAUGUCUUUGCACCUCUCUUUGCCCCUUUCCUGUGCAAUCAUAACAUUCCCAGCAGUGGUUCCUAUAGCCGCUGGAGACAUGUCCUGUCCAGAGACAAAAAAGUCUCCUGUGUAUGGAGCACACAGAAAGGAAGAGCCUGACACCUUUUGGUUCCAAGACUCUAGUCCAGUCCUCUCCCAACUUUGCACCCUCAGACAUGUUGGGUUACAACUCCCAUAAUCCUUAGAUCCACCAGAUGAGAAUUAUUAAAUUUGUAAUCCAAUGCAUCUGAAGAGUGCCAAUCUGGAGAAAGUUGCUGUGUUCACCCAGUUAUCCCUUUCUCUUACCAUAUUUGGUGCUAUUUUGAAAUCCUCUACCUCUUUUCUUCCUCUCCCAUUUGGCACAUGUCCUGGUCUGCUGGAAUCCUUCCAGAAUGAACGGGCCCAAAUUAAAAGUACCCCAAAGUGGCUCAUUGCCCCUUCUCUUUCACAAAAGAGAUUUGUACCAUAUUAACCUAAUUUCUACAGGGCAGAGAUCUGAUACUUGCUUCCUGUAUAUUUCCUCUUUUUGCCUCACCUGUUUCAUCCUGGUCAAUUUUUUGAAUACACACCAGGUUAGUGGGACCAGAGUGAAGAAAACUUUGCAUUGAGAAGAGGGGUGAAAUAAUGUUUGGAGAUAUUAACAAACUGUUGGAAAAUAUGUUUCUUGAGAGCUACAAAACCCUGAUGAGAGCAAUUUUAGAUAGGCAUGCAGAUUGCCAGGGGAAUGAUACUAAGUUUAAGCCAGAGCUCAAGACUUAUGCCUUCAUUUUGAAACUAGAUCAAGAACUGCAUGGAAUUAAAGCAAAGGUAUCUGGCUGGCCAUCCCUGAUUUAGGAAAAGGGCAGGAACAAGGCUCAAAUUGGAACCAGAGGUGUUUGGAAGUUAUGAGAAGACAGUACCUCAGAAAACAAAGUUCUUUACCCUCACAACUCAGUGAUGCGAAAGUGCUUCCAUGUCCAUUUGGCCCCUGUUUAUAUUUUUAAAAGGAAUUUAUCACUUUUUUUGACAUCACUUGCAUGUGCAGUUGGUCCUAGCAGAUCAAUUUGUGAUAUUUCAGUGCAGUGGGGUGUGUCAAUAUAUUUUUGUGUGUUUUCACAGUUUUUUGGAAUUUGACAGUGAAUUCCACUGAAGCAGAGAUGGCAUUGGACUAAGAUGACCAAACAAGUGAAUUUCACAUAAUCAUCACACAAUCUGUGAAAACAGAACCAACCAAAGAACUAAUGGUGAAUGGUAAAAAUCCAUUGGCAAAUGGAUGCUGUACGUUUGCCUCCCAGCUUUUUCCUAGGCACAAGGAGAACAGGCAGAUUGGCCUUUUUGUUCUGAAGGCAUUUCAUAUGUGUUUUCUUCCAAAAUCCAGUCAAAAAUACUUUUUUUUUGGAUGAGGGAGAGGAGAAAGAAAUGGUAGAAUUACCCAAUUCUGUGAAAUAGUCUUCUAUGAAUCCAAUAGGAGUGGCAAUAAACAUUGCAGUUCUUCAUAGCCACUUAUUGCAUCCAGUAGCAGUUGUUUAGAGGCUGAGCAAUACUUACAUAGAAUAUAAAUUUCCUUCACAAUUAUACUCUCUUGUCAGUUUUGUUUUUGAAUGGCUACUGAUUGGGGUGGAUCGAUUGCUACUUUAACCUAUUCUGAAUCUGCAGAGAAAUGAUGGGUGAAGGACUGCACUCAAAAUUGUUCCUGUCCCACUGCUUUGCAACAAAGAGAGAAAGAAAUACAGGUAUUUUCCUUCAUAACUUUGAUGGGAUUUUCCCCUCGAAUUAGCCCCUCCUGCUACAACUUUGUUCAUAUGCUACCAAUAUACUCCAAAACAGGAACCACCUGAAGGAGAGGGGCAAUAGUUCAGAAUAUCCGUUUUGCAUACCAUAGUCCUGGUUUGAUUUCCUGGUGUUUCUUUUUAAAUCACUCAACUACCAUGUGAUAUAAACAUUUGAUACCUGAGAUCCAAAGGAAUCACUACCAAAAUAGACAAUACUCAUCUAGAUAGAUGAAUCUAAUAGUAUAAGGAGGGCUUGGAAAAUCUGCCCUGUAUCAGCUUAUACUUAACUAGGUAACUUCUUCUGGCCCAAUCUUGACUCUCAAACCUGAUGGAAACAACAUUCAGCAAUGCUUCCAUUGUUGGAAGAAUGGACCCCCUUUUCCCCAUACAGAUGAUUCACAAGAAUGUAAAUUGUGGCGCAAGUUACAAUCACGGCAAUACUGUAGUGUCUAAAGCAUGACUAAGGAGUGGAUUGUGAAUGCAAAACGUUACCUAACAAUUAUGAAUAAUUAUAAUCCUCCUCCCUUUUUGUGGGCAUCAACUACAUGGGGAGAAUGAGGUCCUUUCUGUCAGUGGCCAGAAUAUGGCUGAAGGUUUCCAUCAGGGUUGGGGAAACUCGGCCAACACAAGUUAUUUAAUUACUUCUUUAAGUAUAAACUGAAACAAAAUUCUGGCCAUUAUUUUUUGGCCUGAAAGAUUCUGGGAAUCGUGGUAUUUCUUUAAUGAUAGCCUGAGAAAGAACCUUUAUUACUGAAGGCUUUGACAGUCCCUACUGGAAGGAAAUAUUUUACACUCAGGUACAAGGGAUAUUCCUCUUCCCAUCUCACUUCAGGAUAAUAAGGUAUGGGCAAACUUUAUCCAAUGAGAGAGAUAUAGCCAACCCAGGAAGUAGCGUUCUGUGUUCACAACCUAGUAAAACUACUAGUUUAUUCAUUCUGGAUAAUUAAGGUCAAUUUUAAAUUAGUAGUUUGUACAAGUGUAAGAACUACUCAGAGCAAUGGGGACCUUUGUGAAUUCCCCUCCCCAGUAAUGGCUGUUUAGAUGCAACGAAUGAGUUCACAAGCAAGAAAUCCUUUCUCUCAUGAUUCAAUAAUCACAAAUAUGGUGCACUGAAUUUAAACAAAUCUAUCCCUUGUGUUUUCUUCUACAUUCUGUUUUUAAAAGCCUAUCAAAGUCUUCCCUCAUUAUUUCCUGCAUAUAAAGAAAUUUGCAGGUUUGGUAAGUUCUUAAGAAAAAAUAAAUGAGACUGAAUUCUCACCCCUUUCUACUAGCCAGUUUCACAAUAUUCAUGGAUGAUUCAACAUGCAAAGGAGCAUGCUCUUCCUUCCUGGCAUGUAAUUAUUAGAAAUGAGAUACCUAUCAACAAACAAAUAAUAGGUGGCAACUCUAGUACAACAAAUAUAUUGGAAAAGUUGAGUUGCAAUGCCAGGGUUUUAAAUAGCUGGGCCAUAAAAGUCCUCCUCCUGGUUGUGUGAAUCCCUCAGAACACUCUCCUAAGGAUCAAUCUGAUGCCUCAGAGAAGUUUAGCUUUCUCGAUAAAGGCAAAAUUGAAAUAUAAUUCUGUUUGACUGCAAACCCCUGAAUUCGUUUACGACAAGGCAUGCAGGCAAGUGCUUUGAGUAUAAUACUAGAUAAAAGAACUCAUUUGAGGGAGUCUUUUGAAUCACCCCUCUUUCGUGCCUACCUCCUAAUGUUACCGGCACUGCAUUUUAUCCUCCUCUCCCUCCCUCUUCUUUGCAUAUAAUACACAAUUAAAUGUCUUCCACUGUGAAAUACAACCCUCCCUGUGAGCCUUGGAAGCAACUGAUGCUGCUCAUAUUUACAUUCCUCUCUGAGGGCAGUGGUCUCUGGCCUUUAGUACAAAAAAAUGAAUAUCAAGUUGAUGGGAAUCAAUUCAGAUCAAUGAGAUAGCUACUCCAUUUGUAUCUGCAGAAACAUGGGCAUUACUUUGAAGGGACAAUGUGAAGGAACUGAAAACCACAGCCAAAACAGUAUUGUUCAUGCCAAAUAGGAGGUGUUAUUUUUGUCUUUAUAACCACAAUGACAUAGACAUUUGGAACCUUUCAACAUAUAUUUUGAAAUCAUGCUAAAACAAGUAUCACAAAAACAAAAAAGAUGAAGUCGUGGAGAAAGACCUAAGAAUGUAAAUAGCUGAGCUUUUGCCAGUUAGAAUGGAGUGUUUCCACCUCAUAGCUACAGGCUACAACCAACCGUGUGGUCAAAAAUCUGCCCUGCUCUUGGGGUUCAAUGAUGAAGAAAAGCCAAAAAAGAAAUGGAAGCGGGAAAUAAAAAGAUGGAAAGCCUGUGCAAACUAUUCAGGGUGUUAUGGUACAAGUGUGGGGGGAAAAGCAAACAGUAUCUACUCAACUAUUAUCUGCUCCUAAAAAUGCUGUUAAAUAAGUAAUUAAAUAAAUCAUAUUCUUGUGGUACAGGUCAUUUCAAACAAAGAAAUAAAACAAAUGUACAAACAA